GUCGCCGCCCUUUUGAAAGGGUGAGAAAGGCACGCUAUUCUGAUUGGAUAAGUGUACAGUAUCUGGAAGCAAGUGAGCUGCUUGCCGCAUCAAACUGGCCAAGGCCAAGCAUAAGCUUUGGUGUGCUGCAAAAGGUGGAAACCAGGAUUUCACUUACCAAGAAGAGACGCUACUGCAAGACCGCUGAUUUCAGACCCUUGCUUUUCUCAAGUCCCUUGAGAAUGGAUGAGCGCAAAAUGCACAGUACAAAGGCAGCAAGUGCCCACCAUGGCACUGUGGGAGAACUAACGCGAGGAUGGCAGAGCUGGUCAGAAGAUCAUGUUGAUUAUCAGAGACGGAACCCCUUCAGUAGCGAGAAGCCACUGACCUCACAUACUAGGAGAGAAGAUCCGACUUAUGGCAGGCCUCCUGAAGGCUCCAAAACUGAACAGAGAGGAAAAGAUGCUCACUCACACAUAGGCAGAGAAGUAGAAGAAUUAUGCUUGGUGAUACGUAGUGUUGGAAAGAGGGGACAAGAUGGAUAUGUGAGAAUAACAUUUAAACAGCUCUUUGACAGAUAUGUGACUAUAUCCAAUAAAGUAGUGGGUGUCCUGCUAAGAGCAAGGAAGCACGGCCUAGUUGAUUUCGAAGGAGAAAUGCUUUGGCAAGGAAAAGAUGAUGGUGUUGUUAUCACCUUACUUGAAUAAAUGUUACUGCAUGGUACAUUUAGGAACAUUUCAAAAGCUUAAACAUGAACCAGUUUGGCUGACCAGGACCGUAUAUGAAAAAUGGUAGGAGAUGGGAACAUGCUGAACAGACAUGAAAUACUGAUAGUUAAUUUAUGCCGCAGCCCAAGCAUAUUCUAGGGCCUCUUCUAGCCUAUUUUCUAUAGGUUGCAAGCAAUAAGGGCUCAUUACAAGACUGCCACAUGCUAUUCUUAGACUAAACGGCGUACUGAGCUGAAAAUACAUAUGGUGGAAAGGCAAUGGAGGUGUUUCAGUUGACUCAUCAUGCUUGAACUAUAAAUGCCAAUUAAUAAUGAAUUGAUGUGAACAUAUCUUCACACUUUUAGAGGCUGAGAGUUCUUGUAGCACUGAUGUGAAUAAAGGAUGAUUAAGAAGUGCAUUACCUGUGAAAUCAAUGACACUCUCACUAUAACGUAAGGUUCUUUCCACUAA
Varanus komodoensis (Komodo dragon) is the source of this 1157-nucleotide messenger RNA. Its product is annotated as actin-binding Rho-activating protein-like. The coding region runs from base 222 to 686 and encodes 154 amino acids. Lineage: Eukaryota; Metazoa; Chordata; Lepidosauria; Squamata; Varanidae. Gene Ontology annotation, molecular function: actin binding. The transcript is spliced from 2 exons. The record is from RefSeq and is a predicted model, not a curated record. Gene Ontology annotation, biological process: positive regulation of Rho protein signal transduction.